AUGUGGGUGGCCCUAUUUCUAGGCAUUGUGUUACCGUAUUUUGCGAGCGCUCAGCAGGUGAAUGUGACAAUUUUCACCGAAUCCCAAUGUCCCUACUGCACAAAAUUGCUACGUGAACAGAUUUGGCCCUUCUAUGUGACGAAACCGGGAAUUAUGAAUUUGCAGAUCGUUUCUUUCGGAAAGGGUGAUUGCACCUAUGAUGCGAAUCGAAAUUUCCAUUGUUCUUGCAUGCACGGACAAACUGAAUGCGACUUGAAUAGACUUCAAAAUUGUGCAAUGUCGUAUUUCCCACGUCGUCAUUUGGGAUUAGUGACAUGUAUCCAGGGAUUGAAAACAUUGAGAGAGGCUUUCUCGCGCUGUCUCAGCAGACUUUCGGCAAGAACACAAAGAAAAUUGAUUGAGUGCGCUACAACUCAAACAGGAGAACUACUCAGCUAUUAUUCGAUGGUGAACACGCAUAGAGCUGGAGUGAAGCUUUGGCCGACAAUGUAUGUGAAUGGAGUUUUCUUCGAUAGAUCAUACCCCGUUGACCAAAAAUUAUGCGAAAACACAGACUGGUGC
Messenger RNA from Mesorhabditis belari, 561 nucleotides. Lineage: Eukaryota; Metazoa; Nematoda; Chromadorea; Rhabditida; Rhabditidae. The record is from the annotation of a GenBank genome assembly.